Messenger RNA from Odobenus rosmarus divergens (Pacific walrus), 3929 nucleotides. It is a transcript of the gene SORBS1, whose product is annotated as sorbin and SH3 domain containing 1. Lineage: Eukaryota; Metazoa; Chordata; Mammalia; Carnivora; Odobenidae. The coding region runs from base 22 to 3897 and encodes 1291 amino acids. Gene Ontology annotation, biological process: cell-substrate adhesion. Gene Ontology annotation, molecular function: protein binding. The transcript has 31 exons. The record is from RefSeq and is a predicted model, not a curated record. Gene Ontology annotation, cellular component: nucleus; cell-substrate junction; cytoplasm.
AAGACUUGUCCUGUUACCACCAUGAGCUCUGAAUGUGACGUUGGUGCUUCUAAAGCCGUGGUCAACGGGUUGGCGCCAGGCAGCAAUGGGCAGGACAAAGCAACUGCCGACCCUUUACGUGCACGCUCUAUUUCUGCUGUUAAAAUAAUUCCCGUGAGGACAGUGAAAAGCUCUUCAGGCCUGGUACUCCCUCCAGACAUGGAUCCUACGAAAAUCUGCACUGGGAAGGGAGCGGUGACUCUCCGGGCCUCAUCUUCCUACAGGGAAAUCCCGAGCAGCGGCCCCACGAGCCCUCAGGAAACCCCUCAACAUGAAAGCAAACCAGUUCUGGACUCAGAGACUCCCUCAGCAGAUGAGUGGAGGCUUUCUUCCAAUGCUGAUGCCAAUGGAAACGCGCAGCCCUCCUCACUUGCUGCCAAGGGCUACAGAAGCGUGCAUCCCAACCUUCCUGCCGACAAGCCCCAGGAUGCCACUUUCUCCAGUUCAGCCCAGCCUGAGAUAAUAGUUGUCCCUCUCUACCUGGUUAAUACCGACAGAGGGCAAGAAGGCACAGCCAGACCUCCAGCAUCUCUGGGGCUUCUUGGCCCCCCAGGCCCGGCCACCGCCCCUGCCGGCUCACCUCUGACCUUCCCGACUCUAGAUGAUUUCAUUCCCCCUCGUCUGCAGAGGCGGUCCCACCACAGCCAGCCAGCCAGCGCUCCUGGCCCCCAUCCCCCCGUUAGCCAGACACCACCAUCCUUCUCACCACCUCCUCCGCUGGUCCCUCCGGUCCCAGAGGGCCUCCGCAGAGCCUCGGAGCCUGACCUCACGGGAGCUGUUUCAAGUACCGAUUCAGGUCCUCUACUAAAUGAAGUGUCUUCAUCCCACCUUGGAACCGAUCCCCAAAUCUCUGCACCAGUUAGCAAGCCAUCAUCUGCCUACCCCUCUACGACAAUUGUCAAUCCUACUAUUGUACUCUUGCAACACAAUCGAGAACAGCAAAAACGACUCAGUAGCCUUCCAGAUCCUGUCUCAGAAAGAAGAGUGGGAGAGCAGGACUUGGCACCAACCCAGGAGAAACCCACCUCGCCUGGAAGGGCUACUGAGAAAAAGGCGAAGGAUGACAGUAGGCGGGUGGCUAGGAGUGCUCAGGACCUGAGCGAUGUUUCCAUGGAUGAAGUGGGCAUCCCACUCCGGAACACCGAGAGAUCAAAAGACUGGUACAAGACCAUGUUUAAACAGAUCCACAAACUAAACAGAGACACUCCUGAAGAAAACCCUUAUUUCCCUACGUACCAAUUCCCUGAACUUCCUGAAGUCCAGCAAAAUUCUGAAGAGGACAAUCCUUACACUCCUACCUACCAGUUUCCAGCAUCUACUCCUAGCCCUAAAUCUGAAGAUGAUGAUUCAGAUCUGUACUCACCUCGGUACUCCUUUUCUGAAGACACAAAAUCUCCCCUUUCUGUGCCUCGCUCAAAAAGUGAGAUGAGCUACAUCGACGGUGAGAAGGUGGUUAAGAGGUCGGCCACACUUCCCCUCCCAGCCCGCUCUUCCUCACUAAAAUCAAGCCCAGAAAGAAACGACUGGGAGCCCCCAGAUAAGAAAGUGGAUACAAGGAAAUACCGUGCAGAGCCCAAAAGCAUUUACGACUAUCAGCCGGGCAAGUCUUCUGUUCUGACCAACGAAAAGAUGAGUCGGGAUAUAAGCCCAGAAGAGAUAGAUUUAAAGAAUGAACCUUGGUAUAAAUUCUUUUCGGAAUUGGAGUUUGGGAAACCGCCUCCCAAAAAGAUAUGGGAUUAUACUCCUGGAGACUGCUCUAUCCUUCCUAGAGAGGAUAGAAAGACUAAUCUAGAAAAAGAUCUCAACCUCUGCCCAGCAGAGUUAGAGGCACACUUAGGAAACACGGAGACGCUUAAUAAAGCACCCAGUGCAAACCUGUCCCAGAGCUCGGCAGUCAGCCCCAGCCCGGAAAUUUCUUCAGAGCUUCCUGGAUAUAUCUAUUCUUCCAACUUCCACGCAGUGAAGAGGGAAUCAGACGGGGCUCCCGGGGAUCUCGCUAGUUUGGAGAACGAGAGGCAGAUUUACAAAAGCGUCUUGGAAGGUGGAGACAUCCCCCUCCAGGGCCUGAGUGGGCUCAAGCGACCCUCCAGCUCAGCCUCCACUAAAGAUUCAGAAUCACCAAGACAUUUUAUACCUGCUGAUUAUUUGGAAUCCACGGAAGAAUUUAUUCGGAGGCGUCAUGAUGAUAAAGAGAAACUUUUAGCGGACCAGAGACGACUUAAGCGUGAGCAAGAAGAGGCCGAUAUUGCAGCUCGUCGCCACACGGGCGUCAUUCCGACGCACCAUCAGUUUAUCACUAAUGAGCGCUUUGGGGACCUCCUCAAUAUAGACGAUACGGCCAAAAGGAAAUCUGGGUCAGAGAUGAGACCUGCCAGAGCCAAAUUUGACUUUAAAGCUCAGACUCUAAAGGAGCUUCCUCUGCAGAAGGGGGACAUUGUGUACAUCUACAAGCAGAUUGAUCAGAACUGGUAUGAAGGAGAGCAUCACGGCCGGGUGGGGAUCUUCCCGCGCACCUACAUCGAGCUUCUUCCUCCCGCUGAGAAGGCUCAGCCCAAGAAGUUGGCACCGGUGCAGGUCUUGGAAUAUGGAGAAGCUAUCGCUAAGUUCAACUUUAAUGGUGAUACGCAAGUAGAAAUGUCCUUCAGGAAGGGUGAGAGGAUCAUGCUGCUCCGGCAGGUAGACGAGAACUGGUACGAAGGGAGGGUCCCAGGGACGUCCCGGCAAGGCAUCUUCCCCAUCACCUACGUGGACGUGAUCAAGCGGCCCCUGGUGAAAAACCCCGUGGACUACAUCGACCUGCCUUUCUCCUCCUCCCCAAGUCGUAGUGGCACCGUGAGCCCGCAGUUUGCCAGUCACAGCAAGCUCAUCAUGCCAGCCCCCUCAUCCCUGUCCCACCCCCACCGAGCCUUGUCCCCCGAGAUGCACGCUGUCACCUCUGAGUGGAUCUCCCUGACUGUUGGGGUCCCAGGCAGGCGGCCUCUGGCCCUGACCCCACCCCUGCCUCCUCUGCCGGAGACUUCUGUCUAUAACACCGACCACCUUGCCUCGUGGGCGAGGCCCGGUUCCUCUCUGUCUCUCAGCCUUCCCCAUUCGAGCUGGUCUGAUCUUUCCACCCCACGCUCGAUGGCUUCCUCGCUGGCCCUGCCUCCCCCCCACAAAGCUGCCUCCUUGGCACGCGGUGCCCCCACCUCCCUUCACGUCAACGGGGACAGUGGUGUCCACGUGCCACCGCCAGGUGUCCGCCAGGAUAGCUUCUCGCAGCUGCUGCCGGGGAGCUCUGAUAGGGUCAUCUCGGAGCUCAGCAACGCCUUUAGCAGCCAGGGUAAGCGGCAGCCGAGGCGAGAAGAGCGCGGACAGUGUGAGAGGAGAGCAGAGCGGGAGGCAGGUGAGAGAUGCCCCGGAGCACCCAAGAUCUCUAAGAAGAGCUGCUUGAGACCUUCAGACGUGGUCAGGUGCCUGAGCGAGGAACAGAGACUCUCAGAUCUCCACGCGCCCGAGGAGAGCCGGCCCGGCAGGUCCCCGGGUAGCCCUUUGCCGGGAAGGGAGGCUGAGCAGACAGACCUGCAUAGAGGUGGCGAGCAGGCCAAGAGGAGGGCCGCUCGGAGUGCUGUGAGCCAGCAACCUCAAGCCCAGCAGCGAAGAGUCACCCCAGACAGGAGUCAAACCUCACAAGAUAUAUUUAGUUACCAAGCAUUAUAUAGCUACACACCACAGAAUGAUGAUGAAUUGGAACUCCGAGACGGAGAUAUUGUCGAUGUCAUGGAAAAAUGUGAUGACGGGUGGUUCGUUGGUACUUCAAGAAGGACAAGGCAGUUUGGUACUUUUCCAGGCAACUAUGUAAAGCCUUUGUAUCUAUAAGAAGAUUGAAAACCAGAGAUUAUUUUUAUUGG